CAAUUGCAGUGGUUGCUAUGAGACCCGCUCCAGCAGAGGACCAGCAGGCAGCCUGUCGCUGAUGGUUCUUGUCGUGCACCAAAGCUUUCCUUUGACACAGUUUUAGAGUUGUUUACUAUCUGAGCAAGCACCUGACACGGUGACUCUUUUCUUCCUUUUUUUCCUCCUCGGGUCCCCCGAGUAAGAUGGAAGUAGAAAACGAAGCCCACUGCUGCCCUGGCAGCUCAUCAGGCGGGUCCAGAGAGUACAAGGUGGUAAUGCUGGGCGCAGGGGGCGUUGGUAAAAGCGCAGUCACAAUGCAGUUUAUAAGCCACCAGUUCCCGGACUAUCACGACCCCACAAUCGAAGAUGCUUAUAAAACCCAGGUGAGGAUUGAUAAUGAGCCUGCUUACUUAGACAUCUUGGACACUGCUGGUCAGGCAGAGUUCACGGCCAUGCGGGAGCAGUACAUGCGUGGGGGAGAGGGCUUCAUCAUCUGCUAUUCUGUCACUGACCGCCAGUCAUUCCAGGAGGCUGCCAAGUUCAAGGAGCUUAUUUUCCAGGUCCGUCACACCUAUGAAAUUCCCCUUGUGCUAGUGGGUAACAAAAUUGACUUGGAGCAGUUCCGUCAGGUAUCUACAGAAGAAGGCAUGAAUCUUGCUCGAGACUACAACUGUGCCUUCUUUGAGACAUCUGCAGCCCUGCGAUUCGGUAUCGAUGAUGCUUUUCAAGGCUUAGUGAGAGAAAUUCGCAGGAAGGAAUCCAUGCUGUCCUUGGUGGAAAGGAAAUUGAAGAGGAAGGACAGCCUGUGGAAGAAGAUAAAAGCCUCCCUGAAGAAGAAGAGAGAAAACAUGUUGUGAGGCUUUGCUUCCGCAUCCUUCCUGUCUCUCCUUGUGGGUUUUAUCAACCAGACAAUUGUUCAUAUCUCCAUCUCACUCUCUCUUUCUCUCUCCAUCUCUUUUUCUUUCCCUUUCCCCCUCUCUUAACACACACACACACACAAUCUACCUGCAGGCAGAAAUUAGACUUCUAUAACUGUGUGUCUUGAGAUAGUUUUAUUUUGCCUUUAACAGCUGGAUAGAUUUUGUCAAUCAGCUGGAUAAUGCUUUAUAGAUUUUACAAUAUAUUACCAAAUAAAAUUAACAUUCCAAUUGCCUCAUUUUCCUGUAAAGUGUAGCUUCAUUUUGCAUGCUGUCUGGUUAUAAAGAAAAUCUGCAAACUUGUAACUGGGAUGAUAAAAGGCUUAGGGGAUCUGCUUUUGCCUGAUAACCCUGGUUGUUUGCAUUUCACAAAUCUGUAAAUAAUGAAGAGGCUGGAAUAGUUUAGAGGAAAAAAAAAUGUCCUUGUCUUCUCUUAAGUGGAAGAGUCUUGGUAUUUCUUCUUGAGUCCUCUAUAGAUGAACAUUAGAGAAAUUAUUGAUAAUAGGAACUGAGUUUGUGUUAUUAAAAUACUAAAAUUACAUGUCCCCAUAUUUAGUGCUCAGUCUGCCAUAUGCUUUAUAGAAGUACCACAGUAAAGUUACUGUAAUGAUAGUCUAUGUUAUCUGUUGUAGGAAGACAGCAAUACUAUGAACUAGAUGAUACAUGUGCCCAAGAAAGGACCCUUUGCCCCUCUCAAUGAAUCUUCUUAGAAUUGCUUCACCUGCAUAGUAGCCAUCUGUCUGCAGCGAUAUGGCCUCUACAUACUAAGUGUUCUCUUCAUAUUAUUAAAUUUCCUCUCUCAUUUUCCAAGAAGCAUUACAAGAAGCUGACAUCAGAAAUGUUGUUGUUAUUUGUCUUGUUAUUUGUUCAUUGUGUAAAAUAAAAUCUCUCAGUCACCCAUUU
Messenger RNA from Mus musculus (house mouse), 1802 nucleotides. It is a transcript of the gene Rit2, whose product is annotated as Ras-like without CAAX 2. Gene Ontology annotation, cellular component: membrane; neuron projection; plasma membrane. Gene Ontology annotation, molecular function: G protein activity; GTPase activity; semaphorin receptor binding. The transcript has 5 exons. Bases 186 to 839 code for a protein of 217 amino acids. The record is from RefSeq and is marked provisional. NCBI's taxonomy places the organism in Eukaryota, Metazoa, Chordata, Mammalia, Rodentia, Muridae. Gene Ontology annotation, biological process: signal transduction; intracellular signal transduction; positive regulation of MAPK cascade.